AUGGCAAUCGAUGAGCUUCCCAAUUCUAACUUGUGUGUAUGCUACAGCUCGGAUGACCGUGACAUCUCGAGGUUGAUGGCGGACUUUUUGACACAACAAAAUGGAGAUGCAACCAAGACGCUGUUUUUCGUUUCUGCCAUAGACCGGUUCCCCGUAGCAGAGUUCUGUGAAUUGUUGCCACCUCAGGAGCACGCUGCGCUGUUUGAAAAUGUACGCGUGCUGACUAGUCUGGAUAUGGACGAGUUUACAAGCACGGUGGGCCAAAUAUCGCGAUCCGUGUUUGCGGCGCGAUCCGCGCUCCAACGUUCUGAAACGUGCCAUAACUCGGCCCCCAAUGGGUUCCAAACACUCAUUUUAGUGCACGGACUCGAUGUGAUUUUUAGAAACACGGCUUUGAAGGACCAACAGCAUGCCCAUCGGUCUUUAAAAGAUAUCAUGUUGCGACUACGUAUGCUGGGCAACGUCGACGAUUUUGGUACCCGCACGAUCCUUCUGUUCCCACCCCGACAAGCACCGCCACCACCAUUGUCCCAUGAUAACCAGCAAUCCUCCCACCUACCGCUUCAAAAACGACAUAAGUCGUCAGGAGGACCGUUUUUUCAAAACUACAAUUCUCUCUCUGCAUACGUCAUGAAGUUCUAUGCCGAUUCUGUCAUAGACAUAGCAACCUGA
Lachancea lanzarotensis is the source of this 672-nucleotide messenger RNA. RefSeq names its product LALA0S04e08570g1_1 (gene CSM2). The record is from RefSeq and is a predicted model, not a curated record. Gene Ontology annotation, cellular component: Shu complex; nucleus. Gene Ontology annotation, biological process: recombinational repair. The transcript has a single exon. Bases 1 to 672 code for a protein of 223 amino acids. NCBI's taxonomy places the organism in Eukaryota, Fungi, Ascomycota, Saccharomycetes, Saccharomycetales, Saccharomycetaceae.